AUGGCGACCAUGGAGGACGGAAUGAUCGCAGGAGAUAGCGCUGUUGACCAGGAGCCUAAAAGAUCAAUCAUGGAUCAGAUAUAUACGCAUAGCUGGUUUCAGAUCUUGUUGAUCAGUUUUAUCUGCUUCUGCUGUCCCGGAAUGUACAAUGCCCUCACUGGACUGGGAGGCUCCGGCCAAGUAGAUCAAACUGUUGCUGCCAACGCGACGGUUGCUCUGUUGGCAGCGACCGCAGGAACUGCGUUGUUUGUUGUUGGACCGAUUUUCAAUCGAGUCGGCCCCCGGGUUUGUCUCCUUCUUGGUGGAUGGACAUACCCAUUAUACUCGGGCAGUCUAUUGUGCUUCAACUCAACCAACAAUGGGGCAUUCGUCAUUGCAUCCGGCGCUAUACUCGGUGUUGGCGCAUCCUUCCUAUGGGUAGCGCAGGGUGCCAUCAUGACAACUUAUGUGCCUGAAUCACAAAAGGGCCGCGCUAUUGCAGUAUUUUGGAUCAUCUUCAAUCUCGGCGGCGGUCUGGGAUCUUUGGCCAGUUUUGGACUGAACUACCAUUCUACAAGCGGAACAGUUUCCAAUGCGACGUAUAUUGCUCUCUUAAUUGUCAUGGCAGUUGGUUGGCUCCUCGGCGUCUUCAUCUGUCCUCCAGCCUCAGUUCGAGUUGCCCAACUGCAAGCAACCCCCGAAGAGAAAAAGACCUGGAAACAAACAAUGAGCUUCGCUGUGCGUACUAUCACAAACUGGCGUGUGCUAUGCAUGCUGCCUCUGUUUUUCUCAGCCAAUGUCUUCUACUCCUACCAGCAAAAUGUGGUGAACGGCAUGACUUUCGACAUUCGGACGCGUUCCCUCAAUGGCGCUCUGUACUGGAUUGCACAAAUGCUAGGCGGCCUGAUUAUGGGGCUCAUUCUGGACAUGCCCGGCCUAAACAGGCAAAUGCGUGCUCGUGUGGCUUGGCUUUUCUUGUUUGUGACCGGAAUGGCGAUUUGGGGUGGUGGAUAUGCAUUUCAGAAAUGGUCUGACCAUCGCAUGAGGCAGGGUCUCAAACAGGAUAUCGAUUAUACGGAGAGCCAUACUUCCGUCGGCCCGAUGUUUCUCUACAUAUUUUAUGGAGCAUAUGACGCGUUCUGGCAGUCUUUCUGCUACUGGCUGAUGGGUGCUCAAUCCAAUUCCCCUGCUGCGACUGCAAUACUUGUCGGUGCAUAUAAGACAUUUCAGAGUACUGGUGGUGCCAUGUCAUGGCGUGUCAAUGCUCUAGGAAAGCCAGCUAUGACUCAAUUUGCAAUGGACUGGGGGCUUUGUAUGGGAUCCCUCGUUGUUGGAAUCCCUACUAUCCUAGCUGUCACUUUGACCAGUGAUCCAGAGUUGGACCCAGCCCUGGACUCCUCUGAUAAGAUUCAGGAGUAA
Molecule: messenger RNA, 1398 nt
Organism: Penicillium angulare
Lineage: Eukaryota; Fungi; Ascomycota; Eurotiomycetes; Eurotiales; Aspergillaceae
Product: putative MFS transporter
Exons: 3
Coding region: 1-1398 (465 amino acids)
Biological process (GO): transmembrane transport
Molecular function (GO): transmembrane transporter activity
Source: RefSeq, a predicted model, not a curated record